AUUUUAUUACUGCCUACUAGGUACAUGCACGUGUGAUACGUUGUACUACAUAAUAGGUCUUGCACAUUGGUAAUAAGUGAUGAUAUAUAUGUAUGUACUUCCAUCGCUCUGAAUAAUAACAGGUGAUCUUCAACUUCCAAGCUUUGUAAAUAUCUCUUCGUUGAGUUGUUUCCUCUGGAUUUUUCUUGGGACCGAACGGCCUUACCUACACACAACAUGGGACUCUCACGGCUUGCGCUUGUAGCUGCAGGCUUCCUGCAUCUUCCACUUGGAUAUUGCGCAGCAUUGAAGACACAGGCAACCGACAGCAUAUCCAGCUGUGGAAGCACAUGGAUGUCUGGUAGCGAUGUCAAAAUCGCUCAAGGAACCGAUUCCCGAAGAGGGUUCAGUACUGCAGUACAAGACUUCUGUAGCGCUGCAAAUGGGCAGGUUGUCAAGUCCAAUGGCUUUCUUUCGAUGGCAACGGAGGUCUUCCUCAACGGCGGGAAGGACCCCGCUUCCUACGGUGUUUUAGGAUUUGUAUAUUUUGAGGUACACAACAAGGAAAGCUCAGACCAUACCAUUUCAACUGAGAGUUGCAAAAACUACCUUUUAGCCCUCAGCGCUGACGGCGGCAAAUGUUCCGGAGCGACUAAUCACGAUACCAAGGGUGGCACUUGGCAAGUAGGCAACAAUGGCGUCUCUUAUCAUGCCUUGGCAAACGAGGUUCCGCCUGUACGAGACGCAAUUAACAAACUAUUCGCUGGUGCUGCUUUGGACACACAAAGUGUCAACAAGGGUUCUGGUGCACCCCUAAACCCGUGGCCCUUAGAUUCCGUAAAUGCCGUCAAGCCGACAUCGUGCCAUAGCCAUAAUGAUUACGACCGAGACAUCCCCAUCUACUCAGCCAUGAGUGCAGGAUGUAUUGGCCUGGAAGCUGACGUUUGGUAUGCGAGCGGCGAUGUGAUUAUCGGUCACACAGUCCCAACCCCGGGCAGGACACUGCGCGUGCAGUACAUUGAUCCCAUCAAGGCAAUUCUCGACCAUAACAACGGGGGUUCAUCAGGCCCCAAUGGUUUUUACAAGGCCAAGCCGAGUCAGAGCAUCACGCUAUUAGUAGACUUCAAAACAUCCAGCAGCGGGACUCUAGACGCUGUCGUCAAAGCCCUUCAACCUCUCCGGGAUGGUGGAUACCUCAGCCACCUCAGCGAUGGCAAGUUUGUCGAGAAACAGGUCACAGUUGUCGCAAGCGGAAGCGCCCCAUUCGAUCGGAUCAGCACGGGCGACGGCAACCCAGACCGCGAUAUAUUCUUCGACGCUAGCUUGGACGAAUGGGAUGCCAAAUACACCAGCACAAACUCGUACUAUGCCUCAGCCGACUUCCAGAGUACGAUUGGAAACCCAGGAAGCGCAAAGGACUUCACCGACGCGCAGAAAUCUAAGGUCGAGUCGCAGGUCAAGAAUGCUCAUGCAGCGGGGCUCAAAGUCCGAUACUGGAAUCUGUCUGGCGAUUACCUCUGGGAGCCGUUGGCCGCACUGGGUGUCGAUCGGUUGAAUGCCGAUGAUAUGUAUGAUACGGCGAGGCUAGUUCGGUUGUAGUUAUGCCGUGAUAUCAAAGGAUUUAAAGACAAGAUAAUGUUUAUGUUUGGCUUAUCAUGAUAGACUUGUUCUCAAACGUGUAAAUACAUAGUUUCAGGAUACCUAAUUACUAAACUAUUUGAAUCAAUGCCC
Molecule: messenger RNA, 1710 nt
Organism: Hypoxylon fragiforme
Lineage: Eukaryota; Fungi; Ascomycota; Sordariomycetes; Xylariales; Hypoxylaceae
Exons: 5
Coding region: 217-1578 (453 amino acids)
Biological process (GO): lipid metabolic process
Molecular function (GO): phosphoric diester hydrolase activity
Source: RefSeq, a predicted model, not a curated record